AUGGCCUCCCCAGCGGGUGGCAGAGCCCGAUUGCGCGCUUCCAAGGCAUGUCAAAGGUGUAGCCGCCGUAAGGUCAAAUGUGAUGCUACACAAGUUGGCUGCCCAUGCAGUCGCUGCCGUAUGGAUAAUCUAUCCGACUGUACGUUGACCAACUCCCGCAGAGGCACUUAUGACCGAAUGAAUGCCCGCCUGUCUGAGGCGGAAUCCCGACUCCGGGCCGCCGCAACUUCUUUAUCAUCACCUCCGCGGCGUCUGCAUCCGGAUCAGACAGACCCACCGCUGGACUCGGCAGGUGCAGCUAGCGCUCCUAGUCAAGCUGCGGUUACCAGAGAAGAUGGAGCAUUUAACAUCGCUCCAACGAAUUUGCAGGACUCGUCUAAAGAUACAGGCCAAUCAAGCGAGGCCACUCCGGCCAUAGACCUGGACCUAGACCUGGGUAUUCCCCCUGAUGCUGCACCCUCCACCCAGUCUGCCACAUCCACAAGCUACCGAUCGCUGUCAUCCAUGUUUGAGGAUUUUCUUGGUCAGAGAGGGCACGAAGGUGUAUGCAAGGCAAAGCUAGUACUCUUUGAUGAACCGUCGCCCUUGACAUUUGCUCUGCAUCUACGUAAGGACAUGGAUUCAAGCCUCCAUGAUGCCAGCCAGCAUGUCUUGAACAGCGAUUCGCUUACUGUGAUUGAGGAGAAUGUGCAUCCCAAGCACCUUUCCCCCCAUGAUCUUGAGUAUUUAAAGGCAAGAGGUGUAUUUAUUUUCCCCGAAACAAGAAUGUUGGAAGAGAUAAUCACUGUCUUCCUCGAUCGGUUCUAUCCUCUCUACUCCGUUGUGAAUCCCAAAGAACUACGGAAGGCACAGCAGGAGCAGAAGAUUCCGUGGAUCUUACUCCAUUCAAUCUGCUUUAUAGCAAUGACCUUCUGCGAGCCUGCUAUGAUUUACAAGGCCGGAUUCAGUUCUCGUGCGGAUGCACGUCAGCUUUAUUAUGACCAAGCUAAGGCCCUUUUCGAUCUGAACUAUGAAAAUAAUAAGAUUAUAUUGGUCAAGGUCGCGAUUCUACUCAGUUUCAGGGGUCCUCAGAUGGAUUGCUAUUGGAAUCCAUGCUCAUGGAUUGAGUUUGGGGUGACGAUGGCUGUGGCUCUGGGCAUGCACCGCAAGUCUAUUCCUAAUAAUGAAGCUUCUAAUGAUCGAGGCUUACUCAGACGGUUAUGGUGGACAUUGGCUAUCCGUGAUGCCCAUUGCUCCGCCCUGCUGGGACGUCCAUUCCGAAUCAAUAUCAGCCAAUGCGAUAUUGAUAUGUUAACAUUGGAUGACUUUCCUGGACACUCCCACCCCAACUCAUCGUCUACAUCCCAACCAAUCUGUGACUGCUGUGAGUCGUUCGAGUACCAGGUACAAGUUGCAAAGCUUUCACUUGUUCUACGAAAUAUCAUGCACUUUCGCUUCGGGCCCAUCAGUGAGUUCCCGGAGAUCGUGGGUAUUCAGGAGCAAUUAUCCAGCUGGAAGGCCCAGCUCCCAGCAGCUUUACAAUGCGUGUCCGGACAGUUACCCAUGUCGAUAACAGCAGUGCACCUCAACAUUCUGCUCAACUACCAUAUUAUGCUUCUAUAUAUGGAUCGGCCAUGGCAAUCAGAGAUCCAUCGACCAUCACCCGCAACUUCAGCACUUGGUGGUUAUGACUCUGUUAUUAGCACUGAGUCAGCGGCCCUGGAAGUCUCCUCAAGUGCUAUCAAGUUGAUGAUCCGCAGUUCCAUGUGUGCGAUUCCUCACGAAGUCUUUCCUGGAUUUUUCGUGGCCGGAAUUAUACUCUACCAACAAGCCCAAGAUGUGCAAAGGGCUCAUCUGGCAAGGAUGGUCCGAGCCAGUUUUGACAACUGCCAGAUGCUGUUGAAUCAAGCACAGAAUACCUGGGAUCCGGGAGUUUGGGCGAUGAAAGUUUUCGAAUUCCUUUUCUACGCUGUGGACAGGACUGAUGCUGCCGAUGCUCAAAAACCGCCAAAUGAUAGUUAUGAACAGGGGACGCAUAUCCCCUCUGCGGCGUCUCAUACCCAGCAGUAUUCAUUUCCGUCCAAUCAAUCGUGGUCGGAUGUUCCCUCCUCUAGCAUGGAAUUUGGACGGCAUUCGAGCAUGUACAUGGCUGAUUACAUGCUUCUACCAAACUUUUUCACAGUGCCAUUCGGCAGCUAG
Molecule: messenger RNA, 2178 nt
Organism: Aspergillus welwitschiae
Lineage: Eukaryota; Fungi; Ascomycota; Eurotiomycetes; Eurotiales; Aspergillaceae
Exons: 1
Coding region: 1-2178 (725 amino acids)
Biological process (GO): DNA-templated transcription; regulation of DNA-templated transcription
Molecular function (GO): DNA-binding transcription factor activity, RNA polymerase II-specific; DNA binding; zinc ion binding
Source: RefSeq, a predicted model, not a curated record